This is a messenger RNA of Symbiodinium sp. CCMP2592, 3585 nucleotides long. The record is from the annotation of a GenBank genome assembly. NCBI's taxonomy places the organism in Eukaryota, Dinophyceae, Suessiales, Symbiodiniaceae.
AUGAGCGAUGGCAGUGAUGCGACCAUGGACGACGAGACUCUCCUCGUUGCACAGGAGGAUGAUCUGCAAGAGACGGAAGAGGCGAAAGAGGAGGCUUUGAUGGCAAAUACAGUUUGUGCGCAAGAUCUGUGCACCAACGUGCAAGAAGUCGAUGGCACGGCGCCAGCUGAACCGUACCGAGAGGCAGUGCCUCUUUCGCCUCGUUCAAUACUCUUGAGGCAGAUUGCGGCCCACACUGCGCCGAUGACUGUGCUAGGCAUCGUUUCUCAGAGCCCGUUCUCUGCCGUAUCCCCUCACGACGUGCUGGAGCAGCUCUUCCUGCAAUCGAUGCCUGGGGAUGAUGUGAAGCAGAUCGUUGGCUUAGACCUUGCUGGCCUGAGCUGCAUUUUCCUGGAGCAGGAGAACGUUCUAGUGUUGUCCAUGUCUUCUUCCCCUUCUCCGUGGGUGUCGAACGAUGAAGACGACCUUCAGGAUUCGCACGCCUUUCAUUCCGGAGGCCUCGGAGAGCUGGAGAACCUGAGCGGGCUCAUGCUUCUGUUCAACCUGUGCCACAGCAUCCUUUGGCUUUGUCCUGGCUCGGCGCCUCGCGUCGAUGCCGCCGCCCUCCGCUCGCUCACGAAGGUGCAGCAACUCCAGGAGGAUCCGACUGUGGCGGGCCGGCUGGACACUGGACACGCUGGAUCUCCUGGUUCGGCCAUGCUCCUCUUCGUCCACACUGAGUUGAAGAUCCCCUUCUCGUGUGGCGGGCACGAGGUGAUUGACAGCAUUGAAAAGGCCCUGGACAGCAGGUGGAGGAGCUGCCUCAAGCGGCUGAAGCUCCUGCAGGACAACAAGAGGAACGGCAUCCUCCGGCUUCUGCGUCCUUGCGCCGUGGCGCUCGGUCCUCUUGCACCCAGUGGCGCGGCCGGAGCGCUGGGUCACGCAAGGGCAGAGGCGGGAUCAAUCGCGGCUGCGGUUGAGGCGGAGCCAAGCCCUUUCAUUGAUCGCUUCAGAUCCAGGAUCGCAGAGCUUCUCGCCUCUGCGCGGCGUGCCGCGACCGGUCCAAGCCGAUGGCUCUCGACGGCGCAGGAGCUUGGAAGCUCCUUGCUUCCAUUCUUGUCCACUGCUGGACAGCUUCCGGAGGACUUGGCAGCAGCAGUGCUUCGGACCGACUCUGAAGUUGUGCCACGUGCAGAAGUCCCUAAACAUCUGAACUGGAGUCUGAGUUCUUGGGCUCACUCUGAGUUGUUUUUCAGCUUCAGCACGGCGCAGGACGCAGUGGAGCAAGCCUGUCGCGCUUUCGCGGUCAAUCUCAAGAGCUCAGAUCUGCAGGAGCAGCAGCUUCGAGCAGAGCAGCUUGUGCAGCAGAAGGCCUACGGUCCCUUUCGUGACUUUGCCCUGAGCGAGACGCGUCGACAUUGCGAGCGUCUUAGUGCUCCCAAGAGGCAGAGCCACGAGCACCUUAAGGAAGAGCAACGAAGCUUCCGCCCGAGUCGGCCAUGCCUUUGUGGCAAGAGCCAGGUGCAGGUCGCAGACGCUGUCGAAGCCCCGAAGGCCCCAAUCAUGGCUAUCCCGCCAUUCGGGCCUUGUUGUCACAACGCCUCGUUCAUGCCGUUCCUUCCGAUCAGUUUUACGGACACCGAGCUCGAACCAGUGUUGAUCCCACCGGCGCCGUGUUUGGGGAAGAUCAAGCCUGGCGGCAUCGUAAUGACAGCUUUGCCAUCUGCACUCCCGGAAGCACAGGGCUUUGUCGCCUUGGUGGCAGAUGCCCCGAUCAACAUCGAUCCUUCGGAAGGUGCUCGGCUACCUGGAUUUGGAGAUCAGUUGACUCAACUUAGCUGCUGGCGCAUACCGGUGGUAACGCCUUCUGCUCCACGUCGUGCAGUCUGCGUUGGCUUCGAGUACUUCUGCCCGCAGGGGCACCGAUUCAUGGCACCGCCGCCGAAGUGCUCUGGAUUGGUUGUUGCCGAUCCGGAGCUAUCCCGACCACGCCGAAGUCGACGCCGCAAGGAUGGAUACCGUGAGGGACAGCCCCCGGCCACUCCCGCUGUGAUGGACGAAAGUGGUGCUGGAGAGCUCGAAGUCGCUCCUCUCUGCCCGUAUCGCCUCUUCCUGCCUUGCGUGCGGCACCGCGAUCGACGUCCCCGAAGCAAAGGCCGAGAAAACAUGACAUCCUGCAUAGCUCAAUUGGGACGCAUCUGGGUAUUUACGCCUCCCGGCUCGUGCGGCUCGCUCACUGCAGCACCCCGCGUAUGUGUUGUCGACCCUGCAGGACCGGCGGGUGUUGACGGCCGGGCUGCAGAGGUGGUCGUGACAGGUGGAAAGGUGGCUCUCCCACCAAACACUUUGGUCCAGUUGGUGCUGCCUUCGACCUACUUCCGUGGCCUGGCUACAGGAAAGCCAGGUUGCCACGUGGGCAACGGACAAACAGCGACCUUCAAGCAAGUCGAGCCGGAUGAUCUCUUCGGAAGCUUGCUGACCAUAGUGGAUUUCAUGCAAAUCGAUCUUGCGGGAAGGUGGAGGAAGCAAAUCCGGUCCUGGCGAUGUGAAGCCCAGCUGCAGCUGGCUGCAGUGACCACUGACAAGGGUAUGCGCGGAGCUGCAGAGGUUCGCCUCAUCUGGCACAUUUUUUCGAAGACGAAAGUUGCUAUUCGAUCCUGGGGGAAGUAUGUUCCGUGGCCUGUCGUGCAAAAUCUUCUUGUCGCCGGAGAGGAGGUUCGGCCCAAGAUUGAAGAGCGAGAGGUGACCCUCUUCUUCUCAGAUAUGGCCUCAUUCACAAGUAUAGUCGAGAAGCUGGAGCCAGAGCAGACACUGCUUUUGCUCAGCCGAUACUUCAACGACAUGUCCGAUGUGAUUGAUAAGUUCGGCGGCAUUGUCAUCGAGUUCAUCGGUGAUGCUAUCUAUGCGGUCUUCGGUGCACCAGUGCGAAACCGGGAGCAUGCAGAGGCAGGUGUAAACGCCAUGCUGAAGAUGCUCAAGACCGUGCAGCGCAUCAACCAGUGGGCAAAGCACCGACUUCUUCCAGAGGUCAGCAUCCGCUGUGGCGUGCAUUCUGGCCCUGUGCAAGUCGGAAAUAUGGGCUUUCACUCGCGGCUCAAGUACGGAGUCAUGGGUUCCGGUGCAGAGAUUCCCUCGAAGUUGGAGGAGAUGAACAAGACCUACGGCACCCAAAAUCUCAUCUCUGAGUCGACCUUCCACAAGCUUCCUCCGGAUGGGUAUGUGAUGAGACCUAUAGACUUUGUGGACAUGUCGCACGGCUCAGCUGAUCCAGAGCCAGUGUACGAGGUCAUGAGCCAAAUCGCGAACAGCAGCUCCCCAAGUGCCAGGUCGUCGAGGCGUGACACACUGGCACGAAAGUAUGAGACUGCCCUAGACAUGUACACGGAGAAGAGGUUCGCCAAGGCUGCAGCGCAGUUCAGAGAGGUUAGCACGAGCAUGGGCCAGACAUUUGGGAUCUACGACAAGCCGUCCGUUCUCAUGAGAAAGCGGGCCGCCUACUACAUGCAGCAUCCUCCACCGGAGGGCUGGAAGGGAGUUUGGACGCGGACCCGGGAACCUGAUGAGACCGAUGGAGUCGAGGAUGAGGUCGUCUAUGUCUGCGUUUGA